Molecule: messenger RNA, 1480 nt
Organism: Bactrocera tryoni
Lineage: Eukaryota; Metazoa; Arthropoda; Insecta; Diptera; Tephritidae
Exons: 2
Coding region: 9-1451 (480 amino acids)
Biological process (GO): apoptotic DNA fragmentation
Cellular component (GO): nucleus; mitochondrial inner membrane
Molecular function (GO): RNA endonuclease activity; nucleic acid binding; metal ion binding
Source: RefSeq, a predicted model, not a curated record
UGGUUAAAAUGAAGUUAACUUCGACGUUAUUGCUGCUGGUCGCUGGCAGUUUCUGCCUCUUCCAUGGAUGUACAGCCGGUGUGGUUGCUGUACCAGAGGAUGUGGUGGAUGACUGGAAGGCUGACGAUCACAUGUCAGAACAGAUCAAUACAUUAUUUGAACGCAACUUUUAUGUAGAGCCAAUCAAAGAAGAUGCAUCCCAAGCCAUAAUGCCUGCUGAAGUUGAAGAAGAUUACGUUGAACCAGAACCAAUCAGUGAGGUGGAAGAUGAGUUAGUACAACCCGAGGUCGAUGUAAAUGGAAAGAUAGAAGGACGUGCAAGUGAAUGUAAAGUGACAAUCCGUGGUGGUCUGCCUACUCCUCAGCCUCUUUACUUGAAGAGCGGCUCCGAAGAAAUCUAUCCAUAUGACACCAAGGGUGUAAUGGUUGUUGACGCAGGCAGCACCCUAGAGAUGUGGUGCCCUGGCAAAUUUACCACACUCGAUACGACUCUCGUUACUGCUACCUGCGUUAGUGGCACUAACUUCAGAGUGGAUGGUACCACCUACGCUUUUAAGGAAUUGACCUGCAAAGCUUGGCCGACUUUUGUUGCGGAAAAGACAGGCGCUUCGUGCAAUGGUGGCAUUAUGGUACGCGUUGGCUUCAAAAUUUCGUCUAGUCGUUUCGCCCAGCAAUAUGAAGUUUGCUUCAAUGAAGGCGAGGAAGUCACACGUUAUGUGCAUCACGAUUUGAAUCCCGGCGCCAAUUACUACCAGACAGGUGUGGACCGUAUCACCUUCCAGACUGGUGGUUUCUUCGAUGGCAAGAGUGUCGAUAAACUGUACACUCAAGCCACUCAGCUGGCGACCAUCAACGAACAUUUGGGCGGUGAUGCCAGUAAAUACUUUGACUCUGCCAAGAACGUUUACUUAGCACGUGGUCAUAUGGCCGCCAAAGCUGAUUUUGAUUAUGGCCUCGAACAACGCGCCACUUUCCUCUUCAUUAACGCCGCUCCACAGUGGCAGGUCUUCAAUGCCGGCAAUUGGGCUCGUAUCGAAGAUGGUGUACGUGCAAAGGUUUCCUCUGCAGGUUGGUAUGUCGAUUGCUACACUGGUGUUUACGGAGUGACCACUCUGCCCAACAGCGACGGUGUGCAAACCCCACUAUACUUGGCCUAUGAUAGUAACAAUAACGGACUAAUCCCCGUACCCAAACUGUAUUUCCGUGUUGUGAUUGAGAAAACUAGCAAGAAGGGUAUUGUUUUCAUUGGAGUAAAUAAUCCGCAUUUGACAUUGGAUGAGAUCAAGAAGGACUAUAUCCUUUGCACUGAUAUAGCCGACCAGGUUAACUAUGUUAGCUGGAAACGUACGGAUCUCACUGCUGGAUAUUCUUAUGCUUGCGAGGUCUCUGAUUUCAGAAGUAAAGUAACCAAUCUGCCAAAUCUUUCGGCCACCGGCGGUUUGUUGUUGUAAAUAUGAAUUGGAAUAUUAUAAAUAAAAUU